AUGGGUUUGUUAUUUAAGAGAAGGGAAGAAUCUGCUAAGUGGAAUCAAAAUGAUUUGGUCCCUGCUGCUGUUAAGUUGAUAAAUAAGAUGCUUGACUUGGUUGGGAAGUUUGAUACAGAAGGAAGUGUGGUUGGACAGGUUUAUUUGGUAACUAAUGUGUCUACCAAGAAAAUUUUCACAGUGAACAUUGUAGACAAACAAUGCACUUGUUUGCAAUGGCAGCUAAGGGGAUUCCCUUGUCAACAUGCUGUAUGUGCAUUGAAACUGCUCAGGCCAAACUGGAAAGAUUAUUGUGCUCCUUACUACUCUGUGGAAUAUUAUAGGACCAUAUAUGCAGAUGCUGUAAAUCCACUAGAAGACAUAAGUGAAUGGAACUGGGAAGAUAAGGCAUCCAUGGACAUCAACUUAAAGCCUCCUCCUUAUCAAAGAAAAACUGGAAGACCAGCAAAGAAGAGGAAGAGGAGCUAUGAUGAACCUGAAACUGUGGUGAAGAAAAGGAAAUGUGGAAAGUGUGGAUCUACUGCUGGUCAUAAUAAGAGAACCUGUGCUGGUGGUGAUGUUGGUAAAAACCCAACUGGAUUCAUGCCAAGCACCGAGUAUGAUGCUGCAAACUGCACCUUCACUAGUAGAGAUCAUCCUGAAAGUAGCAGUGCAAGGGGUAAAGCAAAGGUGAACAAAUCCAGAGGUACAUCUUCAUUUGUUGGUGAGUCAACAGGACCUAAAAACUUUGGAAGAGCACCAACAGAACCUAGCACCCAUGGAUCUACACAAGAUGUUCUGAAUUUCAGUCAGAACUUUACUGGUAUUGGAUCUGUUAGUCAACAUAUUCCUGUCACAAAGGGAAAGCAAAGCAAGGCUAAGAAGAAGUAGAAGUGUGUGUGUGCUUCUUGUUGUGUUAGAUCUUUUUUUUUUGCUUUAGACACUGAUAUCAUAGUGUUAGAUCUGUUUUUUUUUAUGUACCUGAAUUCAGUUUUAUUUUGAUGGAUAAUCUUACUUUAUGAAUGGAAAUGAUAUUAGUUAAGAACUAAUUACAUGUUAAUAGUCUUUUGAAGUUCCUUACAUAUGGCAUUGAGAUUGAAACUUGAAUGGAUAACCCUAUUUUUUGCUGCAAUGAAAAGGUGGUCUGAUACCCAUCUAAAUGCUUCACAAUCUGUGCAGAUCAGGUAAGCAAUGUUUCUAUUGUGUUCAUUUUUGCAUCUUCUCAGCUGCAUUAUUGACUUGCAUUGCUCUUUGUAGCAUUCUUGCUUAUGCAGUGGGCAUUCUUUGUAACAGUGGGUCUCUUCUCCACAAGCACAACAACAAUUCUCUUUGGGUAGCUUGAUAUUCUUGGAUUUGAGUGGAUG
Papaver somniferum (opium poppy) is the source of this 1343-nucleotide messenger RNA. RefSeq lists its product as uncharacterized. The record is from RefSeq and is a predicted model, not a curated record. NCBI's taxonomy places the organism in Eukaryota, Viridiplantae, Streptophyta, Magnoliopsida, Ranunculales, Papaveraceae. The transcript has 3 exons. The coding region runs from base 1 to 870 and encodes 289 amino acids. Gene Ontology annotation, molecular function: zinc ion binding.